Messenger RNA from Phragmites australis (common reed), 1419 nucleotides. RefSeq names its product aspartic proteinase NANA, chloroplast-like. NCBI's taxonomy places the organism in Eukaryota, Viridiplantae, Streptophyta, Magnoliopsida, Poales, Poaceae. The record is from RefSeq and is a predicted model, not a curated record. The transcript has 2 exons. Gene Ontology annotation, molecular function: aspartic-type endopeptidase activity. Gene Ontology annotation, biological process: proteolysis. Bases 1 to 1347 code for a protein of 448 amino acids.
AUGGCGUUGCACGGCAACCUGCUGGUGUUGCUCGUGUUGCUUGCGCUCGCCGCGGCAGCCGUCGCGACAGGUGGGCCACACCAGGGUACAUCGGCGCCGCUCGAGCUGGUCACCGCCGCGCCGGGGGCGUCCCUGGCCGAGCGGGCGAGGGACGACCGGCUUCGGCACGCGUACAUCUCCGAGCGGCUGGCGCGCGGCGGAGAUGGACGGCGGCGCGCGGCGGAGGUGGGGGCGUCGGCGUUCUCCAUGCCGCUGUCGUCAGGGGCGUACAGUGGCACGGGGCAGUACCUCGUGCGCCUCCUCGUGGGUACGCCCGCGCAGCAGUUCUUGCUGGUGGCGGACACCGGCAGCGACCUUACCUGGGUCAAGUGCCGCGGCCCCGACGGCGCCUCCCCGCGAGGGAACGUGUUCCGGCCCGCCGACUCCAAGUCGUGGGCGCCCAUCCCGUGUUCGUCGGACACGUGCAAGUUGGACGUGCCCUUCUCCCUCGCCAACUGCUCCAAGCCCGCGAGCCCCUGCACCUACGACUACCGGUACAAGGAAAGCUCGGCUUCGGCGCGCGGCGUGGUGGGCACCGAUUCGGCGACCAUCACGCUGUCUGGCGGCCGCAAGAGCGCGACGCUGCAGGGCGUGGUCUUGGGCUGCACCACCUCGCACGUCGGCCAGAGCUUCCGGGCAACGGACGGCGUGAUAAGCCUCGGGAACAGCAAGAUCUCCUUCGCGUCCCGCGCCGCCGCGCGCUUCGGGGGCCGCUUCUCCUACUGCCUCGUCGAUCACCUCGCUCCGCGCAACGCCACCGGCUACCUCACCUUCGGCCCCGGGCCCGAGACUCCGCGGUCCCAGACGCCGCUGCUGCUCGACCCCGAGAUGCCAUUCUACGGUGUGACGGUGCAGUCCAUCCUCGUGGCCGGCAAGGCCCUCGCCAUCCCCGGCGAGGUGUGGGACGUCAAGAAGGGGGGUGGCGUCAUCCUCGACUCCGGCACGACCCUGACGAUCCUCGCCACCCCGGCGUACAAGGCCGUGGUCGCGGAGCUGAGCAAGCAUCUCGCCGGUGUUCCGAAAGUGAGCUUUGGCCCGUUCGAGCACUGCUACAACUGGACGGCACGCCGCCCGGGAGCGCCGGAGAUUCCCAAGCUGGCGGUGCAGUUCGCCGGGUCGGCACGGUUCGAGCCGCCUGCGAAGAGCUACGUGAUCGACGUGAAGCCGGGCGUGAAGUGCAUCGGCUUCCAAGAGGGCGAGUGGCCCGGGGUGUCCGUCUUCGGCAACAUCUUGCAGCAGGAACACCUCUGGGAGUUCGACCUCAAGAACCGGAUGGUCAGGUUCAAGCAGACGACCUGCACCCGAUGAUCGUAAUGCAUCGUGACCUUGCUGACUUUGCUAGGGCAUUCGAGCGAAUGACUUCGUGAAAGCAAAUAUAUA